Messenger RNA from Racocetra persica, 1313 nucleotides. The record is from the annotation of a GenBank genome assembly. Lineage: Eukaryota; Fungi; Glomeromycota; Glomeromycetes; Diversisporales; Gigasporaceae.
CUUUAAAUCGUAUGGUUUCAGGUGGAUACCGACAUUUGCCACUUCUUGAUGACUCUGAUGAUAUAAUAGGAUUACUUGAUAUUACCGAAUGUUUAUUCCAUGCUCUUGCAAGGCUUGAAAAAGCCCAUGCAUCAACAAAACAGUUAUUUGCUGUUUUAGAAGAUGUUUCGGACAUUAAUUCUUUAAAUAAAGCUGAUUUUUCCACCAUGGCUGCACUUAUAAAACAACAUCUAUGUUUUCCCCGACUAAGUUCUAUUAUAGAUCCAUCAAAACCUCCACCAGAAGUUUCUAUUAGAACGUGUGUGCGAGAUGCUGCACGAAUUAUGAAGGAUCAUCAUCAGACUGCAGUCUUGGUUGUUGAUGAUAAUAAUCAUAAUAAAACACUGGGUAUUUUUACAACAAAAGACAUAGUAACUAGAGUCUAUGGUCAAGGUGUUGAACCAAACAACACUUCAAUUGUAAGAGUGAUGACUCCUUGCCCGGAUAUGGUAACAACUGAUACUACUAUCCUGCAAGCCCUGCGUCAAAUGCAAGAUGAACGUUAUCAACAUCUACCUGUAAUCAACGGUAAAAAAAUCAUUGUUGGGAUGGUUGACGUUUUACAACUCACUUAUUCCACAUUAAAUACUUUGAGGACAUUAAAUGGUGAACAGGUGGAAGGUGGUCCGGUCUGGAACAAAUUUUGGAAUACACUAACACCUGAAGAUCCUAAAUCCGAAGGUUCAUCAGAUCCUCCCAUGAAUGAAACUUUUCACUCGGCAAAUUCUAUAGAUCUUCCAAUAAUAAAACAAAGACCUCAUUCCUCAAUUUUAACUCCACCUUCGUCAGAAAGUGUUUUUUCACGUAGAAAUUCCAAUUAUUACAAGCUAGAUGACGGUCAAUUUAUAUACAAGUGUAAAUACGAUGGAUCUGAACAGUCUCAUCGAUUCACUUCUAAUACCCCAAGCUUUACUGAAUUGAGCAAAUUAGUUCGGUCAAAGAUGAAUAUUUCCGAAAAUGCUGAUAUAGCCAUCAGCUAUAUCGACGAAGAAAAUGAUAAAGUUAUACUAUCUUCUGAUGAAGAUAUGGCAAUCGCUAUGGAAAUUGCAAAAAGUCAAAGUCAAAAAUCUCCAUUGAUUCGACUGUGUGUCGAAGUAAAAUCCGGAGAAUUGAAAGUUCCUCGUUCUGUUGGAAAUGGUAAAAUACCUUCCACAAACAUAACCACAGAAUCACAAUUUCCUAUUUCAGAAAGUACAGCUGUGACGAUUGGAGGUUUUCUUUCCAUUGGAGUUGCCAUUGGCGUUGGUGUAAUGUGGGCAGCUAAAUCAAAAUGA